This is a messenger RNA of Elgaria multicarinata webbii, 661 nucleotides long. RefSeq names its product phospholipase A2 inhibitor and Ly6/PLAUR domain-containing protein-like. Gene Ontology annotation, molecular function: phospholipase inhibitor activity. Lineage: Eukaryota; Metazoa; Chordata; Lepidosauria; Squamata; Anguidae. The transcript has 5 exons. Bases 1 to 648 code for a protein of 215 amino acids. Gene Ontology annotation, cellular component: extracellular region. The record is from RefSeq and is a predicted model, not a curated record.
AUGAAGGCACUCCUGAGCACAUACCUCCUCUUGGCCUUGCUUUCACCAGUGACACCUUUGAAGUGUAGAACAUGCUUUGGCUGUGAAGAAAAAUGUCAAGAUGAGGAUGUGAGGAUUGAGGAGUGCGAAUACGACCAAGAUGCUUGCCUCACCAUCACUACUGAUUACUCAUUAAUGGAUUUGCCACUUCGUUUCACUUAUAAGGGAUGUGCCAAGUACAACGAAUGUUACAAAGGCUAUUAUAGUUUGACUUCCGCAAAUACUAAAUCCUUCCAGGCGAAAAUUGAAUGCUGCCACACUGAUGAGUGUAACGCACAAGAUCUCCAUUUGCCAGAUCAUAACAGUCAACCACUUAAUGGGGUUCAAUGCCCAGUCUGCUUUGCAGAAGAUGCAGAUUAUUGCGACAGCCAGGGGAAAACCAUCCAAUGCCGCGGCAUUGAGAAUGAAUGUGUUGAUUAUACCCUUGACUUCAGUCCACUUGGAUUACAUCCCAUUACCUUUACAGCAAAAGGAUGUGCUAGCAGCGAUGUAUGUUCCUUCCCCACUGGAAAUACAACAGUAGCUAAUGGUUUGGUGAAAUUAAUGAUCUACCAACUGCAAUGCCAAGGUGUCAAGGAAUCAUCCAAGCAUCCCAAAGAUGAGAUAUAGAUGGAAAAGAGCA